Messenger RNA from Chlorocebus sabaeus (green monkey), 4039 nucleotides. It is a transcript of the gene FGF1, whose product is annotated as fibroblast growth factor 1. Gene Ontology annotation, molecular function: growth factor activity. The record is from RefSeq and is a predicted model, not a curated record. Lineage: Eukaryota; Metazoa; Chordata; Mammalia; Primates; Cercopithecidae.
AGAGGGGGAGAAAUAAAUACACAGUGCUUGUCCUUGGCCUUUCUGUGGGCAUACCAGUGUCAGCUGCACUUGUAAGGACCCAAAUGCCUCAUGACCCACUCCGCUACCUUCCUCUCUAGGAUCCCCAAGGCUGGGAGGCCAACUUACUAGCAGGGUGGGUAUGGUGUGUGGUUUCACUCAGCUCUUCUCAUGGGGUUCCUCUGAGCUCCAUUCAUACCAGAAAGGGAGCUGGAGAGAGAGGACAAGUGGAUCCAACAGCCUUCGCUCCAGGGGAAUCAGGGCAUCGCCUCCUUUUCUGGGAGGACACUCCCUUCUGAUGGUGAAUGGGAACUCCCUUCCUCCUGCAGCAGCCUGCCUGCAGCCGUCCUGGUAGAACAGUGUGGACGUUGCAGAAGCUGUCACUGCCCCAGAAAGAAAGCACCCCAGAGCCAAGGCAAAGAGUCUUGAAAGCGCCACAAGCAGCAGCUGCUGAGCCAUGGCUGAAGGGGAAAUCACCACGUUCACAGCCCUGACCGAGAAGUUUAAUCUGCCUCCAGGGAAUUACAAGAAGCCCAAACUUCUCUACUGUAGCAACGGGGGCCACUUCUUGAGGAUCCUUCCGGAUGGCACAGUGGAUGGGACAAGGGACAGGAGCGACCAGCACAUUCAGCUGCAGCUCAGUGCGGAAAGCGUGGGGGAGGUGUAUAUAAAGAGUACCGAGACUGGCCAGUACUUGGCCAUGGACACCGACGGGCUUUUAUACGGCUCACAGACACCAAAUGAGGAAUGUUUGUUCCUGGAAAGGCUGGAGGAGAACCAUUACAACACCUAUAUAUCCAAGAAGCAUGCAGAGAAGAAUUGGUUUGUUGGCCUCAAGAAGAAUGGAAGCUGCAAACGCGGUCCUCGGACUCACUAUGGCCAGAAAGCAAUCUUGUUUCUUCCCCUGCCAGUCUCUUCUGAUUAAAGAGAUCUGUUCUGGGUGUUGACCACUCCAGAGAAGCUUCGAGGGGUCCUCACCUGGUUGAACCAAAAAUGUUCCCUUGACCAUUGGCUGCGCUAACCCUUAGCCCACAGAGCCUGAAUUUGUAAGCAACUUGCUUCUAAAUGCCCAGUUCACUUCUUUGCAGAGCCCUUUACCCCUGCACAGUUUAGAGCAGAGGGACCAAAUUGCUUCUAGGGGUCAACUGGCUGGCCAGUCUGGGUCUGGGUUUGGAUCUCCCAUUGUCUCUUGCAGGCUGAGUCCCUCAAUGCAAAGGCGGGGCCAAAUGAAGUGUGUUAAGGGGUCUGCUGAGUCAUUAGUAACUGCACACUAUUUCCCUCUACUGAGUAAACCCUGUCUGUGAUUCCCCCAAACAUCUGGCAUGGCUCCCUUUUGUCCUUUCUAUGCCCUGCAAAUAUUAGCAAAGAAGCUUCAUGCCAGGUUAGGAAGGCAGCAUUCCAUGACCAGAAACAGGGACAAAGAAAUCCCCCCUUCAGAACAGAGGGAUUUAAAAUGGAAAAGAGAGAUUGGAUUUUUGGAUUGGAUAACUUAGAAGGAUGACAUCUCUAUGCAGAAUACAUGAAGAAAGGGAGACCCAGUCACAGGAAGGCAGAAUAAAUCCUUGGGAGUCAUUACCACGCCUUGACCUUCCCAGGGUUACUCAGCAGCAGAGAGCCCUGGGUGACUACAGGUGGAGAGCACUAGAAGUGGUUUAUUGGUAACAAGCAAGGACAUCAGAGCUGGGAAAUUCAUGUGGAUCUGGGGACUGAGUGUGGGAGUGAGGAGAAAGAAAGGGAAACUGUCUGAGGGGAUAUCAUAAAAAGAGGAUGAUUUCACAAGGAGAAGGAAAGAGAAAGUAAUGCCACACAUUGUGCUUGGCCCCUGGUAAGCAGAGGCUUUGGGGUCCUAGCCCAGUGCUUCUCCAACACUGGAGUGCUUGCAGAUCAUCUGGGGACCUGGUUUGAAGGGAGAUUCUGAUUCAGUGGGUUGGGGGCAGAGUUUCUGCAGUUCCAUCCAGCCCCCGGGUGCAGGUGCUGACGAUACUGCUGCCUUACCCGCCAUACGUAAAGGAGCAGGGUCCUGGUCCUAAAGAGCGUUAUUCAGCUGAAGGUGGUUCAACUCGCCGAACCUCACCUGACCUCAACUCACCCUUAAAAACGCACACCUCAUGAGUCUACCUGAGCAGUCAGGCAGCACCGACAGUAGUUAUACCUGUACUAAGGAACAUGAUUUUAAGAUGCUUUGGCCCAAUGCCUAUAAAAUGCCCCUUUCAAAGAUACACAAAAACAUACUUCAAAAAUGUUAAACCCUCACCAACAGCUUUCCCAAGAGACCGUUUGUAUUACCAUUACUUGUAUAAAUACGCUUCCUUCUUAAACUUGACCCAAGUGGCUAGCAAAUUAGAAACACCAUUCAUCUCUAACAUAUGAUACUGAUGCCAUGUAAAGGCCUUUAAUAAGCCAUUGAAAUUUACUGUGAGACUGUAUGUUUUAAUUACAUUUAAAAAUAUAUAGCUUGAAAGCAGUUAAACUGAUUAGUAUUCAGGCACUGAGAAUGAUAGUAAUAGGAUACAAUGUAUAAGCUACUCAAUUAUCUGAUACUUACAUUUACCUAUAAAAUGAGAUUUUUGUUUUCCACUGUGCUAUUACAAAUUUUCUUUUCAAAGUAGGAACUCUCAAAGUAGCAAUGAUAAUUGUGAAUAAAAAUUAUGAGAGUGUUAGCUCAUGUUUCAUAUGAAAUUGAAGUAAUUGUUAACUAAAAACAAUUCCUUAAUAACUGAACUGUCAUAUUUAGAAUGGAAGGAAAAUGACAAUUUGUUCAAAGCAUAGUGCAAUUGAAGAAUUGACCUAAGUAAGUUGACAUUAUGGUUAAUGAUAGUAUUUUAGAUUUGGGCAGCAAAAUGAUUUCAUAACAUUUUUGUUUUUGUUACUUGGAUAAGAUCAAUCUAUUUUAUUUUAGUAAAUCUUUGCAGGCAAGUUAGAGAAAAAGCAGUGUGGCUUAACGUCUCUUUAGUAUGAAGAUUUGACCAGAAAAAGAUACCCAGAGAGGAAAUCUAAGAUAAUUAUAAUGGUCCAUACUUUUUAUUGUAUGAAUCAAACUCAAGCAUAACAUUGGCCAAGGAAAAUUAAAUGCCAUUGCUAACAUGUGAAAUGGAAGUCUGUGAUUUCAGAGAUGCAAAGCAUUGUAGUAAAAACACCAAUGUGACCUCGACCACCUCAACCCAGAUACCAUUCAUAUAUCUGUUCAAUGACUAUUAAGUUGCUUACUUUGUGCUAGGCACUGUACUGGAUACUGGGGACCUUGUCUGUCUGGUUUGCUGCUGUAUCUUCUCCCAGGGCAUUAUAUUUAUGAUGAAAGAUGCUGUGGAUUCAAUUCUUUCAGUCAAGAAUAAACGCAGACUUUGUAGGUUCCUGCUGAAUAAACAGUAAAUCCCAGUAACCCAGAUUUUGGAAGAAUCAGCAACCCCCAGCAUAUAAAAUAAACCCCUAUCAAAAUGUCAGAGGACACGGCAAGGUAAACUUAGCAUUUUCAACUUUAGAACCGGGUCAGCUUCAGGGGGACUGCUUUCAAAUCAGUCAAAGAGCCUGUCAGAUCUAGAAGGAAGAGGUUGGUAGUUCCCUGCUCUGUUUUGAACAUGCUCUAGUUCAUUAACCUGGGGACGUUCCCAUUGCUGUCUUAAGUAAGUCUCAUAGCCAGCUCCUGUCAUGUGAAUUCAUUUUCGGGCCAGCUCUGAACAAAGCAUCAUGAACAUGUGUGUCUUUGGUUGUUUGCAAUGUGAUGGUGGUAGAGGUAGGUAUUGGUUUCCUUGGAAGGAAUGAUAAGAAAGAUUCCAAUGGCCAACAGUGUGUAUGAACAAAAAACUGAUUGGAGCAUCAGCUGUUACUGAAGGUCCUUGCUUUAUGUCAGAGGCAACGGAACCCAAGUCUCCAAGUCCUCAGCCUUGAGUGUACUGCUGACAACUAAACUCACAGGCUGCAAAGCAGACCUCUGAUGAAGAUGCCUGUCAUUUCAUAUCACUGUCUUUUUGUGUAUCAUAGUCUGCACCUUACAAAUAUUAAUAAAUGUUCCAAUAACAGGUGA